This is a messenger RNA of Ananas comosus (pineapple), 1303 nucleotides long. RefSeq names its product F-box protein SKIP1. Bases 24 to 1007 code for a protein of 327 amino acids. The transcript has 2 exons. The record is from RefSeq and is a predicted model, not a curated record. Lineage: Eukaryota; Viridiplantae; Streptophyta; Magnoliopsida; Poales; Bromeliaceae. Gene Ontology annotation, molecular function: protein binding.
ACCACACCACACCACACCACGCCAUGGAGAACGACGACGAACCCGUUGUCGGCGGCGGCGGCGGAGGAGGAGGAGGAGGAGGAGGAGGAGCGGAAGUGGCGGGGGCGCGGGAUUGGUCGGAUCUGACGGCGGUGUGCCUCGUGAACGUGCUCCGCCGCCUCAGCCUCGAGGACCGGUGGCGAGGGGCGGCGGCGGCGUGCCGCGCGUGGCGCGACGCGGCGCGCGACCCGUCGCUCCACGCCGCGCUCGACCUCGAGCCCGCGUUCGAGGCCGCGGGCGCCGGGCGCUCCGACGCCGCGGCGUGGUGGACCCCCGCGUUCCAGCGCCGCGUCGACGCCAUGCUCCGAUCCGCCGCCGAGUGGGCCGCGGGGGGCCUCCGCGAGGUCCGGGUCCGGCACUGCUCCGACGACGCCCUCAGCUUCGCCGCCGAGAGGUCGCCAGAUCUCAGAAUCCUUUCUGUUAGGAGCAGUCAGAGCAUAACUGAUCGAUCGAUAAUCAAGGUCGCGACCUCCUGCCGAGUGCUUACCGAACUAGACAUCAGCAACUGCUACGAGGUCUCGUACAAGUCAAUUGAAUCAAUCGGCCUUAACUGCCCUAACCUAACAGUUCUCAAGCGCAACCUGCUGAACUGGCUCGACCCCUCACAACAUGCGGGGAUCGUCCCCGAAGAUUACCUACGAGCAUGCCCUCAAGAUGGCGAUUGUGAAGCUGCCACGAUCGCUAAGUUCAUGCCCAAAUUGAAGCACCUCGAACUGCGAUUCUCGAAAUUAUUAAUAAGUGGGCUGAUUUUAAUUUCAGAAGGGUGCAGGGACUUGGAGUAUUUGGACUUGUUUGGAUGUGCAAAUUUGACGAGCAGGGGGAUUGAGCAAGCUUCUGCCAAUUUGAAGAAUUUGCAUAUAUUACAGAGGCCCAACUUCUACAUCCCGCGAUCGGUCUUUCAUACUGAGAGGUACGGGCACUGGAGGUUAUAUGAUGAAAGGUUUCAAACAAACGUAUUCCAAAUUUAAUCGCCCGUGAAAAAGUACAGUGAUACCGUAAAUGGACCAGGUUUUUAUAAUUGUCUAGAAUAAAGAUCAUUUCAUUGUAACCUGUAUGAAAGCAUUGCUAGCCAAUGUGGACAAAUUGUACGAUGAUAAAAAUUUAGUGUGUAAUCUCUAGUUUCCCUACCGAUUUGCUACGAUGUUAUGCGCCGUUUGUUUUCUGCGGAAGUUGUUGCAGUGUGCAUAGGAAGCCAAGUACAUUUCCUCUGCUUGUGACAAAUUAUAGUCACAGUUUUAUGAUGGUUAUUAUUAUUAUUAUUAUU